ACGACCUCCAAUUUUUCUAUCACCUCAAGCCAACCAACCAUCUACCUCUUUCCUCAUCUCAUCAAUACACCUGGAUCGCAUCAGUUCUGACCUGCUCGAAAAAACCAACCCAAAUCAAAAAUCAAUAACCAAAUCAUGUCCCGCGAAGCAUACCAAGUCCCCCCAACCUUGGGCGGCCAAAACGCCUUCAGCAACGACGGCCUCGGUUCCAGCUCCCUGGACGGUCCUAUCGUCGCCUACCUGUGCGGCGAGUGCAACUCCCGUGUCUCGCUGAAACGCGGUGACCAGAUCCGCUGCAAGGAGUGCGGACAUCGUGUCUUGUACAAGGAAAGAACCAAACGUAUGGUUCAAUUCGAAGCCCGAUGAGCGGAGAAGAUCUGAUAUCGUGUAUGUUGCGGGAGAUUGGGCCCGAGAUGAAGGGAGUGAGAAAGAUUCAUUGCGUUCGUUGUUUGCCAGUUACGAUUAUUUAUUUAUUUUUUUUUUACGUGCAUUUGUUGGCGCUUUGGGAUUUGAGUGAUUCAAGAGUACAUUAUGCAGUACUGCAAUGGUUGUCUUACAUGGCUUGUUGAAGAAGAGGAGACAAGUAUGAACAAUAGUCCUUGAUAUCUAGCG
Molecule: messenger RNA, 612 nt
Organism: Aspergillus ochraceoroseus IBT 24754
Lineage: Eukaryota; Fungi; Ascomycota; Eurotiomycetes; Eurotiales; Aspergillaceae
Product: Rpo12/RPC10 RNA polymerase subunit family protein
Exons: 2
Coding region: 136-366 (76 amino acids)
Biological process (GO): DNA-templated transcription
Cellular component (GO): RNA polymerase II, core complex; RNA polymerase III complex; RNA polymerase I complex
Molecular function (GO): DNA-directed RNA polymerase activity; DNA binding; zinc ion binding
Source: RefSeq, a predicted model, not a curated record